Messenger RNA from Candidula unifasciata, 1143 nucleotides. Lineage: Eukaryota; Metazoa; Mollusca; Gastropoda; Stylommatophora; Geomitridae. The record is from the annotation of a GenBank genome assembly.
AUGUCCAAUCUUAAGUCUCUUGCUUGUGCAGCUAUUGACAAAGAGAGCUCUAAUUUACGAACACUUAGCCUGGACAUCUGGGAACAUCCAGAGCUGUGCUUUGAAGAACACCAUGCUCAUGAAGUCCUCACAAACUUUCUAGAGAGUAAAGGAUUUCUUGUGAGUGCAACUCUUGUCAUCGGUGUGAUGUGUGAAUAUGAUGCUCUGCCUGGAAUCGGUCAUGCAUGUGGACAUAAUCUUAUAGCAAUUUUGGGAUUGUCUGUUGCACUUGGCAUCAAAGAAGUCUUGGAUAAAGGAAAUGUGAAAGGAAAAGUGACAGUACUGGGUUGCCCGGCAGAGGAAGGUGGAGGCGGGAAGAUUGACUUGAUAAAUGUAGGAGCUUACAAGGACCUGGACAUUGCCAUGAUGGCUCACCCUUCACAGUUCAACCUGCCCAAGCCAGUCUAUGUUGCAAUGAGCCAGGUGAAAGUCAAAUAUCAGGGGAAGGCAUCACAUGCUUCAAGCUUUCCUUGGAAUGGUGUGAAUGCCCUUGACGCUGCUGUGUUGUGCUAUCAGAGUGUAUCUUGCAUGCGUCAGCAGUUGAAGCCUACAUGGAGAGUGCACGGGGUGAUUACAAAUGGAGGAGACAAGCCCAACAUCAUCCCAGAGACUGCAGAACUUCUUUAUUAUGCAAGAGCUCCAUCUGGUGAAGAGCUUCAGGAUAUUCAGAGACGACUUGGUGGUUGCUUUCAAGGUGCAGCCACAGCCACAGGAUGCACGGUAACCUAUGCAUUUGAUCCCAAAGGUUAUGAUUCCCUAAUGAGCAAUAACAAGAUGGCUGCCAUGUAUGUGGAAAAUGGAGAGUCUCUUGGCAUCGUAUAUGAGCAUGAUCAGAACAAGCUGUCAAAACAAGGUGGCUCCACCGACAUGGGGAAUGUUUCCCGUGUCCUGCCAAGCAUUCAUCCAAAGUUUAGCCUCAACACAGAAGUGAGCCUUCACACCACUGAAUUCAGAGAUAUUGCCAAAACAGAAUCUGCCCAUGUAACAACACUGUUACAUGCUAAAGCUCUGGCAAUGGUAGCCAUUGAUGUGUACUUGAAUCCAUCUCUUGUGCAAGUCAUCAAAGAGGAGUUCCAGCAACAGCUCACAGCUGAGACCCAAUGA